AUGGUCUUAGAUAUAGACCUGUUUCGUGAGGAAAAAGGUGGCAAUCCAGAAUUGAUUCGCGAAUCGCAGAGGAAACGGUACAAAAAUGUAGCUUUAGUGGACAAAGUUAUUGACUAUGAUGUUAAAUGGAGAAAAGGAAGGUUUGCUUUGGAUAAUUUGAACAGAUUGAAAAAUGCGUGUAGCAAAGUUGUUGGAGAGAAAAUGAAAUUAACUGCUAUUGCAGUUGCUUUCAUCCUUUUAUUACAGUUAAUAAAAAAAGAAGCGCUAGGAGAAGGCGAUUCGUUGCCGGACGUCAUAUUAGAAGGUUUAACAACGUUAACUGUAGACUCAUUGAAAGUCAGUUCUUUAACUGAUCAUUGGCUUAAAGUUGCUGAAUAUUCUUUGGGAGAGUGCUCCUUGGUCCUUUUUCUUUUUCAGGCUCUUACUGUUAAUCAGAUCAAAAAAGUGAGGGUUUUGAUUGAUGAAAAAAUAAUAGAGACUAAGAAAGAGAUGGAAGAAUUAGAAGCUGCCCGUAAUUUUAACAUGUUUCAAAUUGGAAACUUGUUGCACGAAACUGUACCAGUUAGCGACGAUGAGGAAAACAACCGUGUUGAAAAGCUGUUUGGAGACGUGAAGUCGAGAAAGAAAUAUUCACAUGUGGAUUUGGUUGUAAUGGUUGAUGGUUUUGACGGGGAGAGAGGAACAUCUGUAGCUGGCGGUAGAGGAUAUUUUUUAAAGGGCCCGUUAGUCUUUCUUGAACAAGCAGUGAUCAAUCUGGCUUUACAAACUCUGGUAAACAGAGGUUUCACGGCUCUUUACACUCCAUUUUUCAUGAGGAAGGAAGUUAUGCAAGAAGUAGCCCAAUUAAGCCAGUUUGAUGAGGAGUUGUAUAAGGUUAGUGGAAAAAGAUCAGAAGUUACUGGGGAUGAAGAAUUGGAUGAAAAAUAUCUUAUAGCAACUUCUGAACAACCUAUAGCGGCAUUCCAUCGUAAUGAAUGGAUCAAUCCUUCUGAUCUACCUAUAAAAUAUGCUGGGAUUUCUACAUGUUUUCGUCAAGAAGUAGGUAGUCAUGGCCGUGACACUCGUGGUAUAUUUCGAGUUCAUCAGUUCGAGAAAGUUGAACAGUUUGUAAUUUGUUCUCCCUUUGAAAACGCCAGUUGGGAAAUGCUUGAUGAAAUGAUGACUAAUUCUGAAGAUUAUUGUAAAGCUCUUAACAUACCUUAUCGUGUCGUUACUAUAGUUUCUGGCGAACUUAAUAAUGCUGCUGCAAAGAAACUAGAUCUUGAAGCGUGGUUUCCCGGCAGCGGGGCUUUCAGGGAGCUUGUUUCGUGCUCAAACUGUACUGAUUAUCAAGCUCGACGUCUGAAGGUCCGGUACGGACAGACUAAAAAAAUGGAUGGAGAAGUUAACUAUGUACAUAUGCUGAAUGCUACAAUGUGUGCAACAACGCGUGUGAUAUGCUGCAUCUUAGAAAAUUAUCAAGAGGACAAGGGAAUUAGAGUGCCCGAAGCAUUAAAGUUGUUCAUGCCUUCUCAAUAUAAAGAUAUGAUUCCUUAUGUGAAACCCCCUCCUAUUGAAACGGAGUUAAAAAAGGUGAAAGUAUAA
Enterobius vermicularis (human pinworm) is the source of this 1584-nucleotide messenger RNA. Lineage: Eukaryota; Metazoa; Nematoda; Chromadorea; Rhabditida; Oxyuridae. The record is from the annotation of a GenBank genome assembly.